Molecule: messenger RNA, 645 nt
Organism: Cadophora gregata
Lineage: Eukaryota; Fungi; Ascomycota; Leotiomycetes; Helotiales; Ploettnerulaceae
Exons: 2
Coding region: 1-645 (214 amino acids)
Molecular function (GO): oxidoreductase activity, acting on paired donors, with incorporation or reduction of molecular oxygen; monooxygenase activity; iron ion binding
Source: RefSeq, a predicted model, not a curated record
AUGGAGAUUUUCGGUCUGAACAUAGGCCUCUUCACUACCUUCCUCAUUCUUCUCGUUCUCUACCUCAUCCUCACAACCAUCUACCGCCUCUACCUAUCUCCCCUCUCACACUUUCCCGGUCCCCCAAUCUGCGCCAUCACUCGCCUCUCCUGGCUCAUCGCCCUCAUCCGCGGUCACCAAUCCCGCUUCCCUCUUCUCCUACACUCCCAAUACGGCGCCAUCGUGCGCAUCGCCCCCAACGAACUCUCCUUCACCUCUCCCCAAGCCUGGAAGGACAUCUACGCCCAUCAUCAAGGCCGACCCGAGAUGGCGAAGAAUCUGCAACUUUACUCGCAGCAACCGGGGAGUACGCACAUCUUGAUUGCGAAUCGGGAGGACCAUACGCGGUUUAGGAGGACGUUGAGUCAUGCGUUUAGUGAGGCGAGUAUGAGGGAGCAGGAGGGGAUCUUGCAGUUGUAUGCUGGGGGGCUUGUUGAGCGGUUGAAGACGUUUGCAGGUUCGAGCUGUAGUUCUAACUACAACUCUAAUUCAUCUUCAAAGGAUGAAGACGGUGAUGAACAUGGAGAUGCCAAAAAAGAUGAAAGAAUCCCGAGCCAACACCAAUCAACAUCAGCGCCUGGUACAACUACACCACCUUCGACCUAA